AUGAAAUAUCUUUUGUUGCUAUUAUUACUUCCCCAGCAAAAUGAUGGCACACCUGAAAACAUUCCUAAGAAGAGAAAUACAGAUGAAUCGUUUAGCAUCAAUCUUGGAGCUGGUUAUGGUAUAGGAUUCGAACAGAAUAAUCAUAAUUUACCAAACAGUACAGUGAAAGUUAAAUCUACUAACUUCUUACCAGCAUUACUUAAAAAUGAAGCAGUAAUUGUUGGUCAACCUUUAACAAAAAAUGAAAAUUUUCAAAAAGUGGAUAUAAAUACGGUGGAAUCUCGGAAUACACCUUUUCCAAACGAAUCUAAUAUGGAUGGUAUGAGAAAAGGGGUCAUGGAUUUAAAACAGCUACAACAGAUAAUUCAUAAUGUUGAUAAUUCUGAAUAUUCAAAAAUCAUACAAGUAGUGAAAGUACCAGCGGUUUAUGAAAUCCAUUUAGAAAAAGUCUCACAGAAACAAAACAAACUGCCAAAGAGUUCGAAACAGUCUUACAUACACCAAAUAAAUAAUUUAAUCAGUAAACCUAAGAAGAAUAUUGUAACAAAAAAUACUAGUAAAUAUCAGAAAUCUAAAGAUUAUAUCAAUAUAGAUAAAUGGAGAGCCGAAAGAGAUAAAGUUGAAAAGCAAAAAAAUGAAAAUCCUUCAAAUAUACGUCAACCAUUUAGCAGUAGACCUGCACCUAUGAACACAGCUAACAAAAAUAUUGUUCUUGAAGAAAAAAAUACGAAUUUUUCACCAAGUUUUUACCCCUUCAACCAACCAUACAACACUCCUACAGAUGUUUAUAGAGCACCACAAACGAGCUUAUUCAGUUAUGAACAUCCAGAAAUACCAAUAAAAAAACCGAUUUACUCGACAUUAACGCACACAGUACCUUAUAAUAUAAGGAGGCAAUACCAAGAGAGAUCAGAAACAAUUCCUGAAGAUCUUGUGUAUGGAACACAGAAAGAAAAAGUUCUUAAUCCUGGUGAAAUUAACAUAACAAUGCAACCAGGUUCUACUAUCAUACGACUUCCGAAAGUAGAAUCAGAAAAUCAUAGAAGAUUUAUGGAAAAUGAGAUGCCGAAAACAAAUUGUGAGAAAGAACGCAGCAUGUACGAACCGAUACACGAUUUCUCUGAUAACGUAUAUUUUACCACAGUCAAACCCAUAGAAAAAAGGAUCGGAUUGAGAAAUAGGUCACCAGUAUUUUCGAAAAAAUUGUAUAGGCGAUCAGACAAUGUACCCAUGGAAUAUAUUUUAUAUAUUAAGAAGGAAUACCAUGAUGGUUGGUGA
Molecule: messenger RNA, 1278 nt
Organism: Diorhabda sublineata
Lineage: Eukaryota; Metazoa; Arthropoda; Insecta; Coleoptera; Chrysomelidae
Exons: 4
Coding region: 1-1278 (425 amino acids)
Source: RefSeq, a predicted model, not a curated record